Messenger RNA from Psilocybe cubensis, 999 nucleotides. RefSeq lists its product as uncharacterized. The transcript has 7 exons. Bases 1 to 999 code for a protein of 332 amino acids. Gene Ontology annotation, molecular function: protein serine/threonine kinase activator activity. The record is from RefSeq and is a predicted model, not a curated record. NCBI's taxonomy places the organism in Eukaryota, Fungi, Basidiomycota, Agaricomycetes, Agaricales, Agrocybaceae. Gene Ontology annotation, biological process: intracellular signal transduction.
AUGAAUUUCUUCAAGACUAAGCCAAGAACUCCGCCUGAUCUUGUUCGGGGUCUACGUGACGCAAUAAAUCGAUUAGAGUCGGGUGCCCCUGGAGGAGAGACCAGGAGAAAGGCGAGUUUAGCUACCGAAGAUGUCUCAAAGAAUUUGCAGCAGAUUAAGGGUAUUCUCUACGGCGAUGGUGAACCAGCGCCGGAACUUGUUGCCCAACUAGCACAGGAAACGUACAACACAGACUUACUCCUCCUUCUUGUUCAGAACAUCUCGCGGUUUGAGUUUGAGGCGAGAAAGGACGUCGUACAGAUUUUCAAUAACCUGCUUCGUCGACAAAUCGGCUCGCGAUGGCCAACUGUAGAAUAUCUCUCAGGAAAGCCUGAGGUUAUCUUCGCAGCGCUAGGGGGCUAUGAGAACGAGGAAGUAGCUUUGAACACGGGAAUGAUUUUGAAAGAGAUGUUGAGGCAUGAGCAACUUGCCAAGAUUCUGUUACACUCCGAACAAUUUUACAAGUUCCCACACUAUAUCGAAACCACAACCUUUGGUAUUUCAUGCGACGCUUUUGCGAACCUCAAGGAAACUCUGACACGACACAAGCCUAUGGUGGCUGAGUAUCUUGAUAAGAAUUAUGACAGAUUUUUCUCCUCUUUCACCACCCUUAUUCUUUCCAAUAACUAUGUGACCAAACGACAGUCGUUGAAACUUCUCGGAGAAAUUCUCCUGGAUCGGGCCAACUUCAACGUCAUGACACGCUACAUUGCUAAUGAAGCAAAUUUGAAGAUGAUGAUGAACCUUCUCAGGGAUAAAAGCAAAAAUAUCCAGUUUGAAGCGUUCCAUGUGUUUAAGGUUUUUGUGGCGAAUCCCAAGAAACCACCGCAGAUUGAGAACAUCCUGAGGAGAAAUAAGGAAAAGUUACUGAAUUUUUUGAAGUCUUUCCAUAACGACAAAGAAGAUGAACAGUUCAGUGACGAGAAACAGUUCCUCAUCGUUCAGAUUCAGAAUUUGUGA